CACAAAUAUUCUACAAUUUCUUUUGCACUUAGAAGUCUCCCUACACAAACCAUAUACUUUACCAAUUCCGACAUUGUCAUUAACUAUGGCAUCCAUAGGUUCUCUGAAAAUAAUCGCUGCUCAUGGAUCCCAGCAUGCUAGUUAUCAAACCCAAAAGCAGGUAGGUUCCAGUUUCUUUCAGCACUUUCCAGCCACUAAAAGUUUAAAAUUCUCAAGUCCCACUCAAGUACCUAUACCGAGAAAUUUCAAGAACACUACUAUCAAAGCAUUUUUCUUCAACAAGCCCAAGCAGCCUCAAGAAUCUCCAAAACCAGCAGCCAAAGUUCAAGAACUGUUUGUGUACGAGAUCAACGAGCGUGACCGUGGCAGCCCGGCAUACCUAAGGCUAAGCCAAAAGUCCGUAAACCACCUUGGUGACUUAGUGCCAUUCAGCAACAAACUCUACUCCGGGAACUUACAAAAACGGUUAGGAAUAACCGCCGGACUAUGCAUCCUCAUCCAGCACGUGCCUCAAAAGAAGGGUGAUCGCUACGAGGCCAUUUACAGCUUCUACUUUGGCGACUACGGCCACAUAUCAGUGCAAGGUGCGUACCUCACCUACCAGGACACGUGGCUCGCUGUGACUGGUGGAUCUGGAAUAUUCGAAGGGGUUUCUGGACAGGUGAAGCUUCAGCAACUUGUGUUCCCUUUCAAGCUCUUCUACACUUUCUACUUGAAGGGUAUCCCCGAUUUGCCGGUUGAGCUUCUUGGAAAGGUGGUUGAGCCUUCGCCUAAUGUUGAACCGUCUCCUGCUGCUAAGGCUGCUGAGCCUCAUGCCUCUUUACGUAAUUUCACCAACUGAUGAAUGAUGAUGCAAAAAAAUUGAACUUAAUAGGCUCAUGGUCAUACAAUCAAAAUUUUCUGAACCCUCCCCGAAAUAAUCCCUUUGUUUAUAGUAUUAUCGUUCAAUCUUCUUGUGUAAGAAGUGGCUUUUCGAUGUGGUGAAUGUGUUAGGUAAAAAAGUAAUUUGAAUUUGGAAAAAUAUUUUGUGUUAUUCGGGAAUCAAUUGUUUGAGUUUGGGUCGCAUUACUGGAGUUGAUUGGCAUUACGGGCUUACGCCAAACAAAUAGUAUUUGUAUUUGAAGAUGUUAUAUAUAAUUUUUUUUAAGAAAAAAAGAGAGAUAGGAUCCAGCUUAGAAUAUCAGCACAAGUGCAAAAGCCCAAUAGACUAAAAGGAACAACAUUGAAGGGAAAAAAAAAAAGUAGUUCAUUGUCUUAGAGCUGUAAGAGGGAAUUCAUCGUUCAAGGUUGUAGCUCCAUCAUGUUGCCCCAUAAAUUCAUAAUAAUAAUAGCUAGGGAUAGCAAUGGCUGCAUGGAGCAGGAAUCUUUUCGCUGCUCUCUGUCUUCCUUUAGUAAAAAUAUUUAUUGUCUCCGUUUAUUUU
Messenger RNA from Arachis stenosperma, 1421 nucleotides. RefSeq names its product allene oxide cyclase, chloroplastic-like. Bases 86 to 841 code for a protein of 251 amino acids. Gene Ontology annotation, biological process: jasmonic acid biosynthetic process. The record is from RefSeq and is a predicted model, not a curated record. The transcript has 2 exons. NCBI's taxonomy places the organism in Eukaryota, Viridiplantae, Streptophyta, Magnoliopsida, Fabales, Fabaceae. Gene Ontology annotation, molecular function: allene-oxide cyclase activity.